AUGACCCCGUCUCUAAUGACCCGGCUGCUGCGAAAGCCCAAGAUCGCCAUUGUUACUGUAUUCGUUUUAAUAUUCUUUUCAAUACUUAUGAGCUUUAAUAGUGGAUUACCAACUACAAUACCUACCUUGUUCCCAGGCCUUGCAGCGUCGCCAUAUUACUCUAAAGACGAAUCCCACUAUUAUUCAUGGAAAACGCCGUCAUUUUUCCCGCCUUUGAAAAGUCCACCACCUAGGACGCCUAAGACAAAGGCAGCUGAACUAUGCGGAGGCUUUCCUACCCACCUUAAAGAUAGUAUUCAGGUCAUAUUAAAGACUGGAGCUGGCGAAUCGGCCAAGACCAAAGCCCACAUCUCCACGGUCACUUCUUGUAUAAGUAACCUCCUAAUCUUCUCGGACCUGGAAGAGCAAGUGAAAGGUCACCGGUUCAUCGACAUCCUCGCAGACCUACCCUCAUCGUACAAUGACAGCCCCGACUUUGCCACUUACUCGGCGCAGAAGCAGGCGCACUCGGAAGGAAACGCUAUCGGUUACUCCGCUGAUGGCUGGAAACUAGACCGCUUCAAGUUCCUUCCAAUGGUCGACAAAGCCUACGAAAUGCGCCCAGACGCCGAGUGGUACGUUUUCAUCGAGGCAGAUGUGUAUUACUUCUGGGACACUCUUUUCCGCCUACUCCAUCAAUUGGACCCGUCCAAGAUACAUUACAUGGGAUCCCCCGCGCCCGGGGCGGACGGAAACUUCUUCGCAUAUGGUGGCGCCGGAUUUGUAUUAUCGCGCGGCCUGAUGCAGCAGUUGGUUGGAGACUCUACUCGACUAAGCAUUCUCUACGGAGAGUAUGUCAAGAAUGACUGCUGUGGCGAUGCCGCACUUGGCUACGCAAUCAGGAAUAAAACGGGAGCGCCACUAGAGGCACUCUACCCUACAUUUGCCGGUGACGAGCUUAUCGGCUUGAAAGUGGACGCAGAGAGAUGGUGCAUACCUUUACUUGCGCUUCACAGGGUAUCGCCGGAGCAGAUGACGUCGCUUUGGGAGUGGGAGCGUACAAGGCCAUACAAUCAGUAUCCUUUGACCCACUCCACGAUUCUCGAUUUUACCUUCUCAAACAUUCCCGAUUCUCCUGUACGAGCCUCGUGGGACAACCUCUCUCCCGAUGUCCAACCAGACGGCUCAGCUGCGCACAUUUCUGCUUCGGCAUGCGCUGAAAGUUGCGCAACCAACAGACUCUGUCUUCAGUAUUCUUAUAUGGCCAGGGUAUGCAAAUUUGGAAAUUUCAUCCAGCUCGGACGACCGAUAUCGGAUGCCGAUUCACUCUCUGGCUGGGAUAUGAAGAAAAUGGCUCGAUUGGGAUAUCAAAAGGAUCCGAGGAAGAGCAGUUCUUGCAAGCAUGCCACUUGGCUCAAGCCUGAAAUUCGGUAA
Neoarthrinium moseri is the source of this 1413-nucleotide messenger RNA. RefSeq lists its product as uncharacterized. The record is from RefSeq and is a predicted model, not a curated record. The transcript has 2 exons. Bases 1 to 1413 code for a protein of 470 amino acids. Gene Ontology annotation, molecular function: glycosyltransferase activity. Gene Ontology annotation, cellular component: membrane. Lineage: Eukaryota; Fungi; Ascomycota; Sordariomycetes; Amphisphaeriales; Apiosporaceae.